AGAGAGAAGAGAGAGAUUUCGUCCGAUGAGCUAGAAAGUAGAAACUUGGGGUCGGAGUCUUGGACCGAGCAAGGGAGGAGGAGAGGAUUGUCUUGAACCUCUAAAUCAAUGCAUGGUGGCGGCGGCGAUCUUCAGUGAUGGUAAGCGGCAGGGGGAGGACCGCUUUCAGGUCUUCCUCUUCCAGGGUGGCCCUUGCGCUGAAGAAGGCGCCGGCCUUCUUUCUGCUGUUUAUUGUCAUUUCCUCCUCUGUCGCCUUCCUCCUCGUGGUCUCCGUGUUGCAGAAGCAGAAUGUUCCUGAUCUCCGGGAUGCCCGCUCCAACCAGGGACAGAAUGUCUUCCACGAGGACGGGGAAGAGUGGUUAUGGAGGGUUCCCCUCAGUCGGAAGCUCCGUCCAUGUACCAAACCUACACGGAGUUAUACAGCUCCUGAAGAUUGGGAUAGAUACAUAACCGUGAGAAGCAAUGGGGGAUUAAAUCAAAUGCGCACCGGGAUAUGUGACAUGGUUGCUGUGGCCCGGAUGUUGAAUGCUACACUCGUAAUUCCUCAGCUGGACAGAAAGUCCUUCUGGCAAGAUUCAAGUUCUUUCUCAGACAUUUUUGAUGAAGAACAUUUCAUUGCAACCCUGAAAGGAGAUGUUAGAAUUGUCAAAGAGCUACCAAAAGAGUUGGAAUCUGUUCCCAAGGCCAGGAAGCACUUCACCUCUUGGUCUUCUAAAAGCUAUUAUGAGGACAUAGCACAGCUAUGGAAAACGUACAAGGUCAUUCAUGUCCCAAAAUCUGAUUCACGGCUUUCAAACAAUGACGUGCCACUUGAUAUUCAAAGGUUGCGCUGCCGUGCAAUGUAUUAUGCCCUCCGCUUCUCUCGUCCCAUUGAGGAAAUAGGAAUGAAGCUGGUGGAACGCUUGAGGUCGCAUGGGAAAUAUAUUGCCCUUCACCUGCGAUAUGAAAAGGACAUGCUGUCUUUUACUGGUUGUACUUAUGGCUUAACUGAUAAUGAAGCUAAAGAACUGUCAAUAAUGAGGCAGAAUACUAACCAUUGGAAAACGAAGCAGAUAAACUCAACAGAGCAGAGAAUUGGAGGCAACUGUCCACUUACCCCCAAGGAGGUUGGGAUUUUCCUGCGAGCUCUGGGGUAUCCUUCAUCUACUUUGAUAUACAUUGCUGCUGGUGAGAUAUAUGGUGGAGAUAGACACCUUGCGGAGUUAAAAUCUUACUUCCCAAACCUAUAUUUCAAGGAAACAGUGGCAAUGCCUGAAGAACUGGAAGUAUUUGCAAGUCAUGCAUCUCAGACUGCAGCUAUAGAUUACAUUGUAUCUGUUGAAAGCGAUGUGUUUGUACCUUCAUAUUCAGGAAACAUGGCAAGAGCAGUUGAGGGUCAUCGCAGGUUUUUAGGCCAUCGCAUGACAAUUAGUCCUGACAGGAAAGGACUGGUAGAGCUUUUUGAUAAGACAGAAGCUGGAGAGCUCAAAGAAGGACCCUUCUUUUCAUCACUUGUGAGUCAGAUGCAUAAAUCUAGACUUGGUACACCCAGAGAAAGAAAAGGCCCCUUGCCUGGAGUUAAAGGUCGAGCACGGCUUCGCACUGAGGAAUCAUUUUAUGAGAAUCCUUUUCCUGAAUGCAUCUGUAAGACGGGUCACACACACAUGGCUUAAGAAUUGGUGAAUGCAGUAGGAUUAGUUCCGAAUCACAGCAUAUCGUGGUCUAUAAGUGGGUUUUUUGAUUCUUGAUGCCUGAGAAGAGAAAUAUGCACGUCGAUUGUAAUUGAAAACCUGUCUUUUAUGGGGAUCUAGCAAGUUAUUCUUGGAAGUUUUGUAUUCAUUACUUGGAAGUCAAAAUAUGUGAAUAGUCUUAUAACUAUUCAUUAACUAACUGCAUCAAGUUACAGAAAUGUGAAGUUCAGAGGAAGCCGUUUUUGUUGUACAUUUUCAGAUAACAUUGUUGCACUUGCUUACUGAAGCAGCUUAUAUAGUAAGUAGCAUGUUUUCAA
Nymphaea colorata (pocket water lily) is the source of this 1987-nucleotide messenger RNA. Its product is annotated as O-fucosyltransferase 38. The record is from RefSeq and is a predicted model, not a curated record. Gene Ontology annotation, cellular component: cytoplasm; nucleus. The coding region runs from base 138 to 1652 and encodes 504 amino acids. NCBI's taxonomy places the organism in Eukaryota, Viridiplantae, Streptophyta, Magnoliopsida, Nymphaeales, Nymphaeaceae. The transcript has 12 exons.